AUGGGCGAUCCCACACAGUACCUUCCUCCCAGCCUGGACAAGGAGACCUUGCUAGAGUUCGCUCGCUCUUUGGGUCUCCCCACACCCAUCGGCGUGAGAGCUCUUAUUGUCAUAGCGGAGUACCACCCCAUCUACCUGCUGUCAUUCUCAGCGGAAGAUGCAAGCGAAACUUCGCCAAAAUUGGAGGCUUUGGAUGGUGGGAACGGGUCGGUCGAUCUCGUUCUGCGGGUCUCAGGCAGCCAUCUCCCGCACAUCAAGACGGAGAAUGAGGUCGCCGUUAUGACUUGGGUCCGUCAGCAUACGUCUAUCCCAAUUCCCGAGAUCAUCCGGUUUGAUGCUACCACCAAAAAUAGCCUUGGUUAUGAAUUUACGCUGCUCACGCGCUCCCCAAGCAUUGGUCUGCAUGAGGUUUACGAUCAGCUGUCCGUGGAACAGCUGACAGUGAUUGUUGACCAAAUUCUGGAUAUUGUCCUGCAGAUGCACCAAAAGUCCUGGUCUGGGGUAUCUGGACAGGUGCUCUCCCCCUCUACGGCAGAAACUGGCGCCUCUGCUCAGGUCAUUUCCCGUCUCAUUCUCGAUGAAACCUUCUGGCAGGCCCCCGAUAUUGUGACUUACUUUCCUGCGUCAUACACCGCAUAUAUCGUAGCACUAGUCCGUGUUUACCAGCACGCCAUCCGUGUGCAUACCUUCUUGGAGGCCAGGCGGGACCUUCUCCCCCGCCUCGACGCCUGGGUCGAUGACCUCCACGUGGCCAAUAUCAUGUACGACCCGACUGCGGCUCGUGUCACGGCGAUUUUGGACUGGGAGUUUUCCGGUGCAUUCCUCUGGAAUGGUCAGCGGAAUGCGCAGGCUGUGGAAGAGCAGAAACGUGUACGUGCACUCUUUGACGAGCGAUGCCGUAUCCGCGGCGUGGACCUAUUGCUGGAGACGGAGCCUCGCUUUUCUCUUCAGGAGAGCAUGCAGGAUGCGAUUGGGUACUUGCGGGCGAUUUUUGGCGUUUGUCCCCGGGGCGAGAAGGCAGACAAGGUGGGAGAGUGGAGGGCUAUAUUGGAGCCUAGUCUGGAGAUAUUCAAAGUGUAA
Molecule: messenger RNA, 1080 nt
Organism: Aspergillus pseudonomiae
Lineage: Eukaryota; Fungi; Ascomycota; Eurotiomycetes; Eurotiales; Aspergillaceae
Product: phosphotransferase family protein
Exons: 4
Coding region: 1-1080 (359 amino acids)
Source: RefSeq, a predicted model, not a curated record